This is a messenger RNA of Thrips palmi, 2694 nucleotides long. Its product is annotated as Down syndrome cell adhesion molecule-like protein Dscam2. Gene Ontology annotation, biological process: cell-cell adhesion. The transcript has 15 exons. The record is from RefSeq and is a predicted model, not a curated record. Gene Ontology annotation, molecular function: protein binding. Bases 1 to 2694 code for a protein of 897 amino acids. Lineage: Eukaryota; Metazoa; Arthropoda; Insecta; Thysanoptera; Thripidae.
AUGCACGACGACGGCGCCGGGGAGGCCCUGGAGGGCGUCUGGCAGAACGUGACGGUGCCCGGCUCGUCGCUGUCCGCCCGCCUGGUGCACCUCACCCCCGCCGUCACCUACCGCAUCCGCGUGUUCGCAGUCAACGACCUGGGCCCCGGGCCCGCCAGCAACCAGGCGGCGGCGCAGACCAUGCAGGAAGCACCCAGCGGGCCGCCCACGGAGUUGAGGUUGGACGCCAGUCAACCGGAGUCCAUCUUGGUGCGGUGGAGGCCCCCUCCGGCGUCCGUGGGGUCAGUGCUGGGCUACCAGGUGGGCUACCGGCCCGUGGAUGACGACGGCGAGCGCGGUGCCGACGACGGCUGGGAGUGGCGGGUGGUGCGGGCGCCGCCGCGCGCCGCCGCGUCCGUCGUGUCCAACGCCAUCAGCGACGGGCUGGAGACGACGCUGUCCUCGCUGCGGCACUUCACGCGCUACGAGGUGGUGGUGCGCGCCUUCAACCAGGUGGGCCACGGCCCCGCCACGCAGCCCAUGCUGGCCCUCACGCAGGAGGGAGUGCCGUCCGAGUCGCCGCAGAGCGUGCGCUGCGAGGCGCUGUCUCCGCAGGCCCUUCGCGUCCGCUGGGAGGCGCCCAGCCCCGGGCGCCAGCACGGCCUGCUGCAGGGCUACAAGGUGUUCUACCAGCUGCUGGCCGGUGCCGGCGCGCAGCAGGGCUCCGAAGAAGUGGAGGUGAAGCGGACCACCAACCUGGAGACCAACCUGCACGGCCUCGCCAAGUACGCCAACUACUCCGUGCGCGUGGCCGCCUUCACUGGGGCCGGCGAGGGCCUCCGCAGCCCCCCCAUGUACUGCGUCACGGAGGAGGACAUCCCGGGCCCCGUGGAGCACAUCAAGGCCCUCGUGAUGACGUCGGAUAGCGUACUGGUGGCGUGGUCCAGGCCGCUGCAGCCCAACGGCGUGGUCGUCAAGUACACGGUGUACCGCGCGCAGCAGCCCGCUCGCAUGGACUUCCACAAGGAGACGGUCCCCGGUGAUCGGGAGCCGCUGUUGGAGGCGCGCCGCCUGGUGGAGAACCAGACGUACGAGUUUUGGGUGACGGCGUCCACCGCCGUCGGGGAGGGGCCGCCCAGCGUCAAGGUCAAGCAGCGGCCCGUGUCCAGAGUGCCGGCUCGCAUCGCCUCCUUCCCGCGGUCCAUGCUGGCGUCGGCGGGCUCGCCCGUGCUGGGCGUCGUGACGCCCGAGGACGCGGGCAACUACUCGUGCCGCGUGGAGAACGUGUUCGGCACCGACCGCGUCGACUACAACGUGCAGGUCGUGGUGCCGCCCGCCGCGCCCCACGGCGCCAUGAGCGGCGCCGCGCACAACAUGCUGCACCUGUCCUGGAAGGCGCCCGACAACGGCGGCUCGCCCAUCACCGUUUUACCAGUGGAGGCAGGUUUCUUAGUGGGUUCGUCUGCUGCAGGGUACGUGGUGUCCUACCGCCGCGAGCGCGGAGAGUGGAUGGAGGGGACGACCGACGCGGACCGGCGGACGCUCACGCUCGUGUCCCUCAAGUGCGGCAGCGCGUACCAGGUGCGCGUGGCGGCCGUGAACGCCGUGGGCCGCGGCCCCUUCAGCCACGCCAUGAGCUGCAAGACGCUGGGCGGGCCGCCGCAGCCCGCGCGCCAGGACACGGUGCUGGCCGUCAACGCCACGGCCGUCACGCUGUUCCCGGACACCUGGCCGUCGUCGGGGUGCCCGCUGCUGUACCUGGUCGUGGAGAUGAAGGCCUCCGCCGCGGACGACCUGACCCUGCCCGACCUGUCGCCGGCGUCCUGGUACGCGCUGCGCGUCACGGCGCACAACGACGCCGGCUCGCACACCCAGGAGUUCGUGGUGGCCACGAGCGCCGAGGACGGCACCAUGCCGCCGCCGCGCUCCGCCCCCGAGCUGCUGUCGCCCGGCGACGCGCCGCCCCUGCUCACGCGCAUGCACGUCCUGGUGCCCACCGUGGCCGCCGCCAUCUGCGUGUCCGCGGUGGGCGUCUGCAUCGUCACGGUGGCGAGGAGGAGGAAGGACUCCAGCGCCGGCGGGGCCAGCGGCUUCAUCGGCACCAAGACCCUGGCCGAGGUGGAGAACAGGCGCAACCAGGACCACCAUCACCACCAGCAGCAGCGCCACCACCAGCACCUGCAGCAGCACCCGCAGCUGUACUCGCCGGCCGCGGCCAGGAAGGGCGACUCGAGCAUCAGCGGCCAGAAGGGUAGCGACACGUCCGCCGCGGACUACGACAUCUGCCCGUACGCGACGUUCUCGCUGUCCAACGCGCAGCCCACCGUGCCGGUGGCCGUGCCGGGCCUCGGCCAGGGCCUGCCGCAGGACGGCUACUACGGCAGCAGCGCCGUCAAGCGCCACCAGGGCAAGCGCAUCGUGGACAGCCCGCCCGACGGACUCAACCUAGGGAGCCGGCCCCGCAGUCUGGCGCUGGCCAACCGGUCCGACUCGGACAGUUCCGGCGUCGGCGGCGGCAGCCCUCGCAGGGCGUCGCCGCACAAGAUGCCCCUCAGGAUGUCCACCCCCGGCCAGCGCACGGCAGACCGGCGCGCGUUCGAGCACGACUCGAGCACCGAGUCCGCCGAGGCGUCGCCCGAGCCCUCGCGGCGCGCGCGCCGCAGCAACGGCUCCACGGGCAACGGGCCGCACCGGAGGGGGAUGCCAGCAAGGUAG